Molecule: messenger RNA, 1797 nt
Organism: Pelodiscus sinensis (Chinese soft-shelled turtle)
Lineage: Eukaryota; Metazoa; Chordata; Testudines; Trionychidae
Source: RefSeq, a predicted model, not a curated record
CCUGGUGAUUGUCUUGCAGACUCAGCCGAGGUGAUUCAGUCACGACUCAACGAGCAGGAGGCCCGGGAGGAAUACUAUGUGCACUAUGUCGGAUUCAACCGGCGCCUGGAUGAAUGGGUAGAUAAGAACCGGCUGGCCCUCACCAAGACAGUCAAAGAUGCAGUGCAGAAGAACACAGACCAGUACAUGAACGAGCUGUCAGAGCAACCCGAGCGUAAGAUCACCCGCAACCAGAAGCGCAAACAUGACGAGAUCAACCAUGUUCAGAAGACCUACGCAGAGAUGGAUCCCACCACAGCUGCCCUGGAGAAGGAGCAUGAGGCGAUCACCAAGGUGAAAUACGUAGAUAAGAUCCACAUUGGCCACUAUGAGAUCGAUGCCUGGUAUUUCUCCCCCUUCCCGGAGGAUUAUGGGAAGCAGCCCAAGCUGUGGAUCUGCGAGUACUGUCUGAAAUACAUGAAGUUCGAGAAGAGCUACAGGUACCACCUAGGCCAAUGCCAGUGGAGACAGCCACCAGGGAAGGAGAUCUACAGGAAGAACAACAUCUCGGUCUAUGAAGUGGAUGGCAAAGAUCACAAGAUUUACUGCCAGAACCUGUGUCUUCUGGCCAAGCUCUUCCUAGACCACAAGACUCUCUACUUCGACGUGGAGCCCUUCGUCUUCUACAUCCUCACCGAGGUCGACAGGCAGGGAGCCCACAUCGUCGGCUACUUCUCCAAGGAGAAGGAGUCUCCGGAUGGGAACAACGUGGCCUGUAUCCUCACCCUGCCCCCCUACCAGAGACGGGGCUAUGGCAAGUUUCUCAUCGCGUUCAGCUAUGAGCUGUCUAAGCUGGAAAGCACGGUGGGCUCCCCAGAGAAGCCCCUCUCGGACCUGGGCAAGCUGAGCUACCGGAGCUACUGGUCCUGGGUGCUGCUGGAGAUCCUGAGGGACUUCCGAGGGACCCUGUCCAUUAAAGACCUCAGCCAGAUGACCAGCAUCACUCAGAACGACAUCAUCAGCACGCUGCAGUCCCUCAACAUGGUGAAAUACUGGAAGGGGCAGCACGUCAUCUGCGUCACGCCCAAGCUGGUGGAGGAACAUCUGAAGAGCGCCCAGUACAAGAAGCCUCCCAUCACAGUGGAUUCCAUCUGUCUCAAGUGGGCGCCCCCCAAGCACAAGCAGGCCAAGAUGUCCAAGAAGUGACAGGCUCGUGGGAUACAGGGGCCAAGCAGCCCCUCCAUUGGGUGAGGCUCUGCGCCCCACCUGACUGCAGAGCACCGGAUGCGACCCCGGCUGCGUGACCCAGCCGCCUGCGUGUUGGGGUUGGCGGCCUGGCCUGCAGCACCUCAAUUCCCUUGGAGCAUGGCAGCGUGGGAUAGAGCCAUGGCUGAGCUUUUCCUGCCCUGGGCAGGUGGUACCCUGGACUGUCAAUCUGGGGAUGCCGCCUUGGAGAAAGGGUGGGGGUGCGCUGCUCCGGCAGAGCGGAUGCCACGUGUGCCCGGCAGCAGCGUGGGGUUCCCUCCUCACAUACAGUCGGCCUCUCUGGGGGCUGGGGCCCAGCAUGGCGUAGCCCCGCCUUUCUGGUCCCCCAUACGGGGCUGAUAUACUGGAGAAAGAGCCUGUUCUAGGCAUGCCUUGAUGGGGCACCUCCCCCAGCACCUCAGCUGGGUCCCCCUCAAACUUCCUUGCAUGGGCUGCUUCCUGCCCCGGGAGCCUGGGACCUGCCCUCCAACCCCCUUCUCCACUGCUGGACUCACUCCCGGCGAAGGUUUGUGUUUCCCCACUGCUUGGAGCUGCCUUUUCCUGGGGUCUGCU